AUGCAUAUUGAACGCACAGAGAGACAAAAAUCCCAAACAAUCGGUUUAGCGCCGCCGGUUGCAUCCCUGUUACAAUGCUGCGCCGAUUCUGCCCAGACUAUCCUCCAGACACUCCGUACUUUAGCUGAUGAUGACUUGAUGGACGCAUUCUUGCCGUUCCAAAUCGAAGACGCAUCGUCCUCUGCGUUUGUUCUCUACCUGAUCCGUGCAAUUGCCCCAUCUGUAAUUUCGAAUGAUAAUUGGUGCGACAAUCUGGCACUAGUGCUCGAUAAACUCAUUUCAAAGGGCAACCUAGCCGCACCGCUUCGCAAGCUUGAGCUCAGGCAAUUGGAGCAAAUACUCGCACCUAUAACGCCGAAAUUGGCAAAUCACCAUUUGCCGCAAGCCAAUCUAGACGAGGGCAAUGAGAUGAACGAAGAAACGUAUGCCUUCGAUCACGAGGAGUUCGAGUGGGACCUACUGGGACUUAAUUCGUCUGUCAGUAUUCCCCCGCGAGAGUUAUUGGAUCUUGCAGAUCAAUUAGAUGUAGAGGGAAUCAUGCAAUCUGUUGGUGUUUGA
Penicillium coprophilum is the source of this 558-nucleotide messenger RNA. RefSeq lists its product as uncharacterized. The record is from RefSeq and is a predicted model, not a curated record. Bases 1 to 558 code for a protein of 185 amino acids. The transcript has 2 exons. Lineage: Eukaryota; Fungi; Ascomycota; Eurotiomycetes; Eurotiales; Aspergillaceae.